Oncorhynchus tshawytscha (Chinook salmon) is the source of this 2022-nucleotide messenger RNA. RefSeq names its product interferon alpha-inducible protein 27-like protein 2B. The transcript has 10 exons. NCBI's taxonomy places the organism in Eukaryota, Metazoa, Chordata, Actinopteri, Salmoniformes, Salmonidae. Gene Ontology annotation, cellular component: membrane; mitochondrion. Gene Ontology annotation, biological process: apoptotic signaling pathway. The record is from RefSeq and is a predicted model, not a curated record. Bases 238 to 1509 code for a protein of 423 amino acids.
ACACAUGUCACUCUGGCUGUAAACCAACACUCACUUCCCAGAAAUGAGUACUGGGCGGAGAUCUCGUUCCUGAAGCUGGAAAGUGAAACUGGGAAAACCAUUUAGAAUGCGUGAUGCUGCUUGUAGCUGGAAGGUUAACAUUAUCAAAGUUUGCAUCUAAAUUUCACCCAAAGUUGCACCAACCCUGACUGAGAAUUUGACUGAAGCCCAAAGCGGUUAAACCCAAAGCAAACGAAGAUGGCACCAGAAUUAAACUUGUCUCCACCAACCAAAUUUCUGCUGGUACCCGGUGAGCCGCAGGAGCCUUGGAAUGACUGGAUAAAAUAUUUUGAGUUGUACAUAAGAGGCUCGCCAGAGGAAGAGAAGAUAGCACUGUUAAACAUUUACCUUGGGAAGGAGGGAGUGCGCAUCUUAAAUACUUUGACAACGAUUGAAACAUAUGCAGCAAUGAUUGAUGCCCUCAAUGCUUACUUCAGCAAUGCUCAGGAGCCUCGGGACUGUCAGGAGCCUCAGGACUGUCAGGAGCCUCAGGACUGUCAGGAGCCUCAGGACUGUCAGGAGCCUCAGGACUGUCAGGAGCCUCAGGACCCGGAUGAUUCACAAAGAAUCAAACAGAACAGAAAAAGGAUGAUCAUUACAGGAGCAGCAGCAACAAUGGGUGCAGCUGCAGCAGUGGUGGGGGCACCAGUAGCCCUGGGAGUGGCAGGUUUGACUACUGUUGGGGUUGCUGCUGGAGCAACUGCAGGGGGUGCCGCAAUAGGAACAGGUACAAUUGCUGCAGCAGCAACAGCAACAGUGGGAGCAGUUGCGGCAGUGGCAAUGGCACCAGUUGUCCUAGGAGCGAUAGGAUUCACUGCUGGUGGGAUUGCUGCUGGAUCAUAUGCAGCAAGCAUGAUGUCUGCAGCGGCCGUGGUUAAUGGAGGUGGGGUAGCAGCAGGGGGUCUUGUUGCUGCUCUACAGACGGCAGGUGCUGCAGGGCUUUCAGGAGUGGGUACAGCGGCGGUGGGAGGUGCUGGAGCUGCGAUUAGUGGAGCCUUGGGAUGGGUGGCUGCAGGAGCAGGGUUCUCAGGAGCAGCAGCAGCUACUACAGCAGCUACGGCAGGUGCUGCAGGGCUCUCUGCAACUGCUACAGCAGCCGCGGGAGGUGUUGGAGCAGCAGUUGGGGGAACAGCAGGAUGGCUGGCCUCAAGGACAAGGACACCUGAAAAGGAGGAAGGAAAAGAGACAGAAGCAACCACAGCAGCUGCUGCAGGAGGUGCUGCAGGGCUUUCAGGAGAGUCUACAGAGGCUGUGGGAGGUGUUAGAGCAGCAGUUGUUGGAGCGUCUGAAGGGGAGGGAGGAGUCGAGGAGAGAGAGCUUUCAGGAACGACUACAGCAGCUGCAGAAGGUGCUGCAGGGCUUUCAGGAGAGGCUACAGAGGCUGUGGGAGGUGUUAGAGCAGCAGUUGGUGGAGCGGCAGGAUGGCUGUUCUCAAGAAUCAGGACGUCUAAAAAGGAGGGAGGAGAGUAAAGAGGGAAGAGAGGAUGAGAAGAGAUCCCGGAAGAGGGCCUUUAAAAAAAAAAAAACGUAUUGAUACUGCAACAUUCAUGAAAGUGUUUUGAAUGAUUUCAUAAUGGUGUUAUGAGUGCAUGUGUAUCCCCCCUUUGGUGUUGCCAAACAUACAUAUAUAUCCACUCAACAUGUGGUUAGAGCGUUGGGCCAGUAACCAAGCGGUUGCUGGAUCGAAUCCCCAAGCUGACAAGGUAAAAAGAAGUCGUUCUGCCCGUGAGCAAGGUAGUUAAUCCAGUUCCCCGGGUGCCGAAGACGUGGAUGUUGAUUUAGGCAGCCCCCCUGCACCUCUCUGAUUCAGAGGGGUUGGGUUAAAAGCGGAAGACACAUUUCAGUUGAAGGUAUUCAGUUGUACAACCUACUAGGUAUCCCCCUUUCCCCUUUACAAACAGACGCAUGCACAUCCACUCAGAGGAACACAUAGGCAUGUGACACACAUACUUUCAAAAUAAAACUCUAUUGUAUACUGGAAAA